This is a messenger RNA of Scheffersomyces amazonensis, 1091 nucleotides long. RefSeq lists its product as uncharacterized. The record is from RefSeq and is a predicted model, not a curated record. Gene Ontology annotation, molecular function: peptidase activity. The transcript has a single exon. The coding region runs from base 165 to 797 and encodes 210 amino acids. Gene Ontology annotation, biological process: protein modification by small protein removal. NCBI's taxonomy places the organism in Eukaryota, Fungi, Ascomycota, Pichiomycetes, Serinales, Debaryomycetaceae.
AUGCGGUCGUGUGGAGAGUCCAAUUUUCACUUACUAUGGUUUGUUUGUGUCAUUUCGAGUGAUCUUUGCAAUAUGAUGGCAAAAGAUAUUAAAAUUUAUGAUUUAUAUCAUAGUGUUUCAUUUAAUCUAUAUGUAUAGAAACUAAAUAUAAAUAAGUGUCAAGGAUGACUUACCCCCAUGAGUCUAUUAAAGACGCUAAUGCAGAUACUGUUUCACCAUCGGCUCCAUCAGAGAAAGUAGAUUCACAGAUAACACAGGAGAAGUCUCCACAACUACAAAAGCUACCAGUAAAAGAAAAUGAUGAUGAUGAUGAUGAAGUGGAAGAAGAAGAAGAGAGUCAUGAAGUGGUAGUUCUAGUAUAUGACUUAUCUCAUGGACUUGCUGCCCAAUUUGCUCCUCAAAUACUAGGAAUUAAUCUUGAUGCUAUAUAUCAUACCUCAGUCAUGGUAUAUGGUAAGGAAUACUUUAUUAAUCAAGGUAUACAAAUUAAUCCAAAUCCUGGUUUUACUAAAUAUGGAACCCCAAUAGAAGUAAUUGAAAAGGGUAAUACCUUUAUUUCAGAAGAUAUAUUUAAUGAAUUUUUAGAUGAUUUAAGAAAUCACGAUGAUGGUAAAUAUCAUGCCCAUAAAUAUGAUUUAUUUGAUAAUAAUUGUAAUCAUUUCACUGAUGUAUUAUUAGAUUUCUUAGUGGGAUCUAAUCUUGACAAAAGAAUUUUACAUUUACCCCAACAAGUAUUGAAUACACCUAAUGGGCAACUAUUAAGACAACUAAUAGGUAAUGGAAAUGAAUUAAUGUAGACAAUAAUAAUAGAGUCAAUCAUAUAUACAUAGAUAUAUAUAAUAUAAAUUAAUAAUACACAUUAGUUGUCGUAUGUCUAUAAAUUUGACGAUCUGUUAACUCGUAUAAUUGCGUUGUAAAUUUGUAACGUGUGUGGUAGUCGAUCCCUCAAUUUAAGGAGAUCGGGUUAUGACAACCACAUUUAACUUUUUCCAUUUUAUGAUCUGAUUCUCUUCUUUUCUAUCUAAAUUUCUUUGAUUUGAUUAUAUAUUUAUAGAGGUAAUAGACGUAUGAUAGAGAGAUAUGGAUAGUUC